AUGAGUGAUACGUUCAUGUCGGACAGUGAAGAAGAUGGGGGUGAUUUCUCAGCCAGUGAAGAUGAAUGGUUGCCGGGCAAAUCGGACGGCAAGAACAGUCGCAGUGCGAAAGAUUCUUCCGGAGCCGAUUCUGAUAGCUCCGACCAUUCUGAUGCGCUUUCAGAAAAUGGUAUUCGUUCCGGUAACACCGGCAAAGGCAAGGGAAGAAAAUUAGCCUGGAACGCUAAGAACGGAUCUUGCAAUAGCAACUCAAAAAGUAAACGACCAUCAAACCGUCCCGGUAAAACAACUGGGGUGCGUGGAAAAGAAUCAUUAAAACGAACACACCAAGAUUCGGAAAGUAGCGGUGAUGAACAUCUUGUCGAUCCGACUAAGCUUGAUCUGAAAUCCAAAUUUUUUGACGCCAUUUCAUCGAAUUCGCUGGCUCGCAAUCUCCCCGCAAAUGAAGCUCCUAUCUUUGACUGUAAUGCUGGCAUUGGAAAGCUCUCCGACAGCUCUGAAGAUGAGAACGAUUUGGAACAGAAUGUCGAAAAAGAUGCCAGGGGUGCACGGAAGUUGAUUACGAAAAUUAACGAAACGUCACAAGCGUAUGUAAAUUUCCAACACUUUACUAAAACUCUGGAAACAGCAAAGAACCAGUUGGAGAGCGUUUCGAAAAAGCAACAUCAACACAACUCUUCCGACGUUUCGCAGCUGCUUGCUUUGGGUGAGCUGGGUUCAAAUGCUGCACCAAAGAACGCUCCCACUAGCGGAACAAAGGCUCGAAAAGCUACGAAAAAACAGCAGGAAUCGGAUUCCGAUUGGGAGGAGGUCGAAGAAGCCACACAGCCCUGUACAUCCCGCACAGAUGGACAGGGCACGGUACAGAUUACCCUGAAAUCGGAAGUGGCGCCACAGAAGAAGAAAAAAUGCACUGAAAUCGAUGUGGAAGCUUACAUAACGCGUAUGAUCAAUCGGGAGAAGCGUGAUGCACAGUUGGUACUGCACAAGGUGACAAUCAUUAUGGGAAUUGCGCAUGGUAAUUUAACGAACUCAGUGCUGAACGCGCCCGCUUUGUUGGCCAUCGGAAAUGCGCUCAUUCCGUCGGAACGCUGCUACCCGAAGGGUUGUACAAAUGUCCAAUACUUUCAGCAGAUAAUGCAAUACUACCGCGAGAUUGUAGACCUCAAGGACAGACGGAUAUUUGUGAACAAAUGGAAAAAGCUUACGCUGGAGAAAUCCCUCCGCCUGCAGCUACUGUCACAGAUGGCUAAUUGUAAGCGAGAUUAUGUUUUGCUCUUUAUCAUACUGCUCCGCUCUAUAGGCAUUCAGUGUCGGAUGGUAACAUCGCUUCAGGUGGUGCCGAAGGUAUUGUCAAAUGCAGACUUGCUUAAGGUGGUGCCGUGUAAAGAGAAGGUGAAAGUAACACAGGAUACCACAAAGAACGUAGCAAGUGACCAUGAUUACGGUGAAGAAAAAAAGAAAAAAUCAACCAUACCCAAGAAACGGAAAGUCACGCCCGUAGAAAUACCCCAGCUGGACGGAGCAGAAGACGUUGUAAAGCCUGGUGGUAAGCGCUCGAAACAAAUACGAACAUCAACCGCUAAAGAAACCCCCAAACCGGUCAGUAUUUCUCCGAGAAAAACGCGAAACCAGCGUUUAGGCGAAGCAAAGUCUGAAGAAAAUAACAAAGAAAAGCCGAAAAAGGAAAACGGUAAACGUUCUAGAGAGAGUAAGAAAACUGCUGAAAAAUCGACGACAGAGUUCGAUAGCGCUUCUAAGGACAAACAAGAAGAGUCAUCCUCUAAAAUGAUACGACGCGAUUAUAGCCAAAAUAAGAACGACACCAAUACAAAACCACCUGCUAAAUGUUCCCCAGUAAAGCCCACCCCAAGUACUCCAUCCUCCAGCAAAAAGAUCGUCAAGAUUGAGCGGUUCAAUCCCAAAACUCGAAAGUUGCUUAAUAAUCCGGUUCUUUCCACGGAUGAUGAAUGCAGUUCUAAAAGCUCGUGUAGCAAACUAAAUCUUUGGAUUGAAGCAUUUGCCGAGGAGGAGAAACGCUGGGUGCCAUUGGACGUUACACGUGGGCUACUGGACAGUGUUCCCGAAAUUGUUCAGCUAGUUUCCACUCCGAUGCUUUACGUACUCGCCUGGAAUAAUGAUGGUACGAUCAAGGACGUUUCCGCCCGGUACUGUGCCGAUUACCUGACGGUAGCGAUUAAGCAUCGGAUCAUGCAACAGUGGAUGGACAAUAUACUGUUCCCGUACAGUGGUGAUCGCCGUAACGAUCGAAACAUUGCAGAAGACAAUGAACUGAGUCGCAUACUGGAAGAGCGUCCCUUACCACGAACAAUUUCGGAGUACAAAAAUCAUCCCUACUUCGCACUGAAGCGCCAUCUGUUGAAGUUCGAAGCAAUUUAUCCACCGGAUGCGCCAACACUUGGUUUUACCUCGGGCAAGGAACCCGUUUAUGCUCGCGAAUGUGUCCAUACCUUGCACGCUCGUGAAAUUUGGCUAAAGCAGGCACGCACUGUAAAAAUGUUCGAGACACCGUAUAAAGUUGUUUCUGGCCGGCCCAAAUACGACAGAUCAUCCAGUCAAAUGUUACCAGCACAACCGCUGGAACUAUUUGGCUACUGGCAGACCGAGGAAUACGAACCACCGACGGCCGAAAACGGAGUUGUACCCCGGAAUGCUUACGGUAAUGUGGAGCUUUUCAAACCAUGUAUGCUGCCAAAGAAAACGGUUCAUCUGCAAUUGCCGGGUUUGAAUCGUGUAUGCAAAAAAUUGCGCAUCGACUGCGCUCAAGCAGUAACCGGGUUUGAUUUUCACAGUGGCAGUAGCCACCCGGUGUACGAUGGGUUUGUCGUUUGUGAAGAGUUUCGUGAUGUAGUCGUUGACGCUUGGCACGAGGAACAGGCGGCGGAAGAGCAAAGAGCGCGAGAAAAGUAUGAAAAGCGUGUCUACGGUAACUGGAAAAAGCUAAUCAAGGGGCUAUUGAUACGCCGCAAACUUCAACACAAGUACAACUUCGAUAAUCUCAACCAGUAG
Messenger RNA from Anopheles marshallii, 3030 nucleotides. It is a transcript of the gene Xpc, whose product is annotated as DNA repair protein complementing XP-C cells homolog. Bases 1 to 3030 code for a protein of 1009 amino acids. Gene Ontology annotation, molecular function: single-stranded DNA binding; damaged DNA binding. The transcript is spliced from 5 exons. The record is from RefSeq and is a predicted model, not a curated record. Gene Ontology annotation, cellular component: nucleus; XPC complex; nucleotide-excision repair factor 2 complex. Lineage: Eukaryota; Metazoa; Arthropoda; Insecta; Diptera; Culicidae. Gene Ontology annotation, biological process: mismatch repair; nucleotide-excision repair.